Parathielavia appendiculata is the source of this 2150-nucleotide messenger RNA. Its product is annotated as acetyl-CoA synthetase-like protein. Lineage: Eukaryota; Fungi; Ascomycota; Sordariomycetes; Sordariales; Chaetomiaceae. Gene Ontology annotation, molecular function: CoA-ligase activity. The record is from RefSeq and is a predicted model, not a curated record. The coding region runs from base 127 to 1866 and encodes 579 amino acids. The transcript has 7 exons.
UGCUCAGGUGACUUGAUCUCACUCAUCAGCCCUGCCUCCUGUCAUCUUCGUUCAGGUUUUGUUUGCCUCAAGAAUCUGAAGUACACAGACAGUCGAAGGAUUGACAGGACACCACACGGGCACAAGAUGGUCUUCUAUCCGCCGCCAUGGGCUCCUAAACUCCCGUUCGCCCCGCCCGACUCGGUCACCAUUGGCGAGUUCAUGAGGAAUGAGAUCUAUGGCCGCCAUCCGAUUGCCAAGAGCCGUAACCCCUUCACAUGUGGUCUCACAGGCAAGACAUACUCCGUGGCCGAGUCUCACAGACGCUCCGAUCUGAUUGCAAAGGCCUUGUCAAAUAUCAUGGGCUGGGAGCCCAAUGCCGACACUCCCUGGGACAAGGUGGUUGCAGUAUUCUCCUUUAACACGAUCGACUACCUAUCAGUUCUACACGCCGUGCACCGCUUGUCCGGCAUAGCCACACCUGCAAAUGUCGCGUAUUCAGCAAGCGAGCUGGAGCACCAGCUCAGGUCAUCCGGGGCCAAGGCACUCUUCACCUGCGUGCCAGUGCUGGAGACCGCCUUAACAGCGGCGAAGGCUGUGGGGAUUCCCGAGGCCAAGGUCUUUCUCAUGGAUUCUCCUCUUCACUCUCACAAACUUUGGGCCCCUUUCCAAACGGUCAAUGACCUGGUCGAACUCGGCCUUUUAGUGCCAGACCUGGAGCCCCUGAAGUGGACCACAGGGCAGGGUGCACGUCAAGUGGCUUUCCUCUGCUACUCUAGCGGCACCUCUGGUUUGCCUAAAGCCGUUAUGAUCUCACACCGAAACGUUAUUGCCAACACAAUGAUGUACUGCCUUUUCGAAGACGUGGCCAGAAGGAAAGACGGCAUUGAAACUCAGGUUGAGAUGGGCCUCCUUCCGUUUUCCCACAUCUACGGCCUGGUCGUGGUGGCUCACGCGGCGACUUGGCGCGGUGACGAGGUCAUUGUAUUGCCUAGGUUCGAGCUCACGGACUAUCUCCGAGCCAUUGAGCGGUUCAAGGUCAACCAUGUCCCUGUGGUACCUCCGAUUAUUAUUCGGAUGCUGAGCAGUAAAGAUAUCCUCAAGAAAUAUGACCUUAGCAGCAUCAGGUGCCUCUUCACCGGAGCUGCACCGCUAGGGAAGGAGACGGUUGAAGAAAUACUUCGACUAUAUCCCCGCUGGCGCGUCGGCCAGGGCUACGGCAUGACCGAAUCCUCCACCGUCGUCUGCUCAACCAGCGAGCAUGACAUCUGCCAGGGGACCUCCGGCUCUCUGCUUCCCGGCUUUCGAGCCAAGGUUAUCGAUCGCGACGGCAAGGAAAUCACCGAGUACGGCAAGCCCGGCGAACUGCUCGUGCAGUCUCCGUCGGUCACGCUGGGCUAUCUGAAUAAUGAGAAGGCCACCGCCGAAGCCUUUAUCUAUGACGAGGACGGGCGGUGGCUGCGGACCGGGGAUGAAGUCAUCGUCACCAAGUCGGACAGCGGAUACGAGCAUAUCACGAUUGUGGACCGGCUGAAGGAGCUGAUUAAGGUCAAGGGCCAUCAAGUCGCCCCCGCCGAACUCGAAGCCCAUCUCCUAACCUACCCCGCUGUCGACGAUUGCGCCGUGAUUGCCGUCCCAGACGAGCGGGACGGCGAAGUACCCAAGGCAUUUGUCGUGAGACCUGCGUCAAUGGCGUCGCGGAAGGAUGACGAUAUGGCUGCCGAGAUCAUCAAGCACGUCCAGGACCACAAGGCCCAUUACAAGUGGCUCAAGGGCGGGGUCGAGUUCAUCGAUGCCAUUCCCAAGAGCCCCAGCGGCAAGAUUCUGCGCCGGUUGCUGCGGGAUAGGGAGAAGGAGGCGAGGCGGGCGAAGGGGGCUAAGCUCUGAUCUGGUGUUGAUGUGUAGUUGGCGAUACCUGGCCAGGAUCUAGAUUGUCUUUGGGCGCGGUGAGUACAAGGCGGGUGGAUCUGUUUGCAUGUACUGUCGCUGCAUAGGAUGCUGCAGCGUAUCUCGGAAAUCUGCUCACACUUGCAGAUCAAACCGCAUCGUCAUUUUGGAGACAUAAGAUGAGAUCGCGUUUUGACUGCGUUUUCAUGCGUUGACUUCCGGCUACAUAGCUAGACAACCACCCCCCUUAACUCGAAACAGGUUAUAUCUUAGAAGUCUGCUCA